Molecule: messenger RNA, 5797 nt
Organism: Ictalurus furcatus (blue catfish)
Lineage: Eukaryota; Metazoa; Chordata; Actinopteri; Siluriformes; Ictaluridae
Gene: dact1
Product: dishevelled-binding antagonist of beta-catenin 1
Exons: 4
Coding region: 1320-3833 (837 amino acids)
Biological process (GO): regulation of Wnt signaling pathway, planar cell polarity pathway; negative regulation of canonical Wnt signaling pathway; negative regulation of JNK cascade
Cellular component (GO): cytoplasm
Source: RefSeq, a predicted model, not a curated record
UUAGAAUCAGGUGAUUUGUAGAUUAUAUUAUUUGACAUAUUUAUUUCCUUUACUACAUUCUUUCUAAACUAUGUUACUACAUAUAGGCCAGGAGAAUGUCAUGUUCAAAUACCAGGAAGUGACAAAUGCAUUUGAUCCAAAUGUUACAUUAAUUUACUUAAUUGAUUCCACAGAUUGGCUUAAGUUGAUUUCAGUGGCUCUGCUGUCUGUUUUGAGGUCUGGACUGGUCUAAUUAUCUGGUUGGUUUGCAGGCUCUUAUUGCUCCAUGUGGUAGUAGUAUUAGUGGCAGCUGUGUGAUCAAUGUCCCAGUGCAGGCAUGCAUAUGGUUUUCAAAUCCAGCUUUCAGAGUGGAUGAUGAAUGUGUUUUUGUGUUCCAGUUUUUUGUUUUAUUUUUGGUUCCUGGAUACACAGAAUUAAUAGAGCUUGUUAGAUCUGUAAAUAAAUUCUAUAUGCAGUGCGUGUGUUACUUUUUCUUAUACUCUUAGUCUGUAAAUGUUGCCAUAGGCUUUGAUAGAGCAGCGUGACCUUUUAAAGAACAGCAGAGGGCAGGCAUUCUCACUCUUAGUCUUCACAUACUCGUCUCUCUCUCUCUCUCUCUCUCUCUCUCUCUCUCUCUCUCUCUCUCUCUCUCUCUGUGUGUGUGUGUGUGUGUGUAAUACCGCGACAUGUAUGCUUUAUUAUUCAUUUCGAAGUUGACACACACCUUUUGCGUAAUGAAGUACUGUGUAAUAAAGCAUUAUUGUUUAUUUAUAAUGGUCUAAAGGAGAAUAUAUACACUAUCUUUAAAGAUAUGUGUUAUCUUUAUCAGACAGUAGGCUCAUUGUUUUGAUCACCAUAAUGUUGGAAGUAUGAACAGAUAUUUUUUUUGUCAUCUUAGUGAUCAGUAAAAUAGUGACUUGAAUCUGAGUUUUGAUUUCGGUUGCUUUUUUUAUGCGUGAAGUGAGGAGGUAAUAAAACGAUUAGAAGCUUGGUGGUGUAAGGGGCGGACACUAGGACCUCCCUGCGCCUGGGAGUCGACAGGGCGCUGCACACAGAGUGAGUGCGCGCAGCUUCAGAGCGCUAUAUUGACCCGCACACUCACAUCCCGCACAGCGCGCGUGCUUUCUCUCCACAGGUCUGCACACUUUGGAUACAUUUCUUGCUUUUGCAUUGGGAAACUAACGUUGCUAUUUCAAAGCAACUUUAAAUGAACUAAAGUGGAGCUUUUUAUUCUGUGGAUACUUGAAAGUUUUUUGUUUUUGGUGGAAAUUGUGCGGCCAUGUAAGUACAUAUAAGAAGAAAUACAUCAAGGGCGUGUAGUUUGAACAUCACCAGACUUUAUGUGUCAUGAAUGUUGUAGCUUAAGUAGUGUGAUGAGGCAGACCACGGCUGCGCUUGCUGAGCUGUUUAUUUCCCGGGACUGCUCCGGGAUGCGGGACAGGAAGGAUUAUGAGAGCCGCUCCAGAGAGCGAGGAGACGCGGAACUGGAGCGCCUUAGAGCCCGAGACAGGAUGGAAGCCACACUGGCUGGUCUGGCAGAACUGGACUAUCUGAGACAGAGACAGGAGCUGCUGGUCCAUAACGCCCUGAGUAAUCAGGAUACUAUCAGCACAAGUGGGGAAGAAGAUGGUCAGCUGUGCUCCGCGGUAGAGGACAACUACCUAAACAACGAGGAGAAACUGUUGGAAGAGAACAUUUUGCUGUUGAGAAAGCAGCUGAACUGCCUGCGGAGGCGAGAUGCUGGUUUGAUUAGUCAGCUCCAGGAGUUGGACAGACAGAUCAGUGACCUACGACUGGACACAGAGACCUUAAAUGAGCAUCUGGAGACUGAUAGCCGGCCCAGUUCAGGUUUUUACGAGUUAAGUGAUGGUACUUCGGGCUCCCUCUCUAAUUCCUCCAACUCUGUCUUCAGUGAGUGUUUAUCCAGCUGUCGUUCCACAUCUUGCCUGUGUGCCCCCCUUGACACCUCGCUCUGUGCCUCUGAAGGAAGACCCAAGUCUUCAGAUGAGCUCAAUGUCUGUGCUGAGUGUGAAGAGCAGUGUGAGGACUCGUGUUCUGGUACAGUUCGCAGGUCACUGUCCGUUCCAUACUCUCCUUCUCCAGAUGGGAACUGUGACGGGAUGUCCAAGUUCCACUGUGACCUUAUAGCCAAAAAUGGAAGUGAUGUAUAUCGCUACCCUAGCCCUCUCCAUGCUGUGGCUGUUCAGAGCCCCAUCUUUUUCCAAUCUAUGGUCAGCCACCUGAAGGAAGACUCUGGUCUGUCCAAGUCUGGAGAAACCCAUGACAGUGGUCAAAAACCAGAGCAAGGCAUUUUAUCCCAAGUUCAAGCUCCCCUCAGCAAAAGACUGGACAGUUAUAUCUUUGGACUGCUUCAGAGGAGAGCACAGCCAAUAAGGACCAAUAAACUUCGAACAAGCAUAAACACAGACCCCUCCAAGAGUGUCUUACGGCAGGGCAGCCUUUGUGUUAGGCCUGCUGCUACUGGACAGAUCCAGCCAAGGACUCCAGAAGUCUCACCAAAUUGGCAGACUUGUUUGCAAGCAGCAACAGCUCCUUGCACUGACCCCAGCACAGUGUCACCUCAAAGACAGUGGCCUGUUGAGUCCAAGGGAGAACAUUUAGAGAAUAACGGAGCCUCCUGUUCUCAGAAUCAACCCCCAAAUGGAUUCAUAAUCAAAAAUGAUGUUAACACUAAUAGCCUAUUAAAGAACAAAGGCCCUGGGGCUAAUAAAGGCCAACCGUUAAGUGUUGUUGCUAAGGAAUGCCAGGACUUGGGUAGCCCUAACGCAGUGUCUUCCCCAAAACUCAAGAAGCAUUCUUAUUACCCUGCUGUGGAGGACAGUAAAUCAGCACAAAUGGUGAAAGCAGGAACUCCUAAGAGAAGUCCUAAUGUACAGGCUUCAGUGGCCUGCAAUGCUAAAGUAGAGCAGCCUCUGCCAGAGGUGCUCAGCCUCGGCUCCUCCUCUCAAAGUCAGGAUGAGGGGGGUCAGAUGGUGAGUGCAGAGUACAUCCCUGCCCAAGAGCAAAGUGUAAAACUUCGCAAAGGUGGUAGCAAGAACGUGAAAAUUGUCAAGGUGAAGAACGGUAGCAGCGUGAAACAUAGGACCCAUUCCAACGAGCUUGUAUCAGAAGCAGGCCGUGACAGGCAUCGCACAGGAUCCAGGCGAUCCAGACCGACGGAAGACAUGGCUGUUUCAUAUAAAGCCUCCAAGAGGGCAUCUUGUAAAGUCAAAAGGAUCCCAGCAUCAAUCCCUGAGGGGCGAAUCCUUGAAAAACACACUACCUCCACAGGCAGGUCAACUUCCCAAAGACACCAUGGCCACCACAGACAUCAUGAGGCUGUGCUGGCUAAACCCAAAUACAAACGCAAUGACUACCAUCGUAGGCUGCGUGGCAUCCCAGAGGUGCCUUAUGAGGAGGCUUUCAGGAGGGUUCACCGCAGGCAAAAGAGGGAGAUGCUAGGCCACAUGUCAGGAAUGUAUCUCCCUUCCAACAUGCACAUCACCAGCCCUUAUGCCUAUGUGGGAAGUGACUCGGAGUACUCUGCUGAAUGUGCUUCUCUCUUUCAUUCCACCAUCGUGGACACAAGUGAAGACGAGCGCAGUAACUACACCACCAACUGUUUUGGGGACAGUGAGUCGAGUGCUAGUGAGGCAGACUUUGUGGCAGAAAGCACUACUAGCACUGAUUCUGAAGGCAGCAGUGGAGUCAACUGGCCUCAGUAUAAUCAAGCAUCCCAUGAAAUGACUUCAGCACAGGCCAAAGCCUUCGUCAAAAUCAAAGCCUCCCACAAUUUAAAGAAGAGAAUCCUGCGCUUCCGAUCAGGCUCUCUAAAACUUAUGACCACAGUGUGAGAGACUUAAGGGAUUGGGGAGUUGUGAUGCAGCCAAUCAAAUUAGCUGCUCUCAGUACUCACCCAAUAAAGUGCCUAAGCAGAAUUCAGUCACACUGCUUACAAUCUGUACGAGUCAUGUUGAAGAGAUCUUUCACUACAAGUGGAUUUAUUGAGUGACAUCCCCUCACGCACUUUUAGCAUCCUUAAAUCACACAUUAAAAUCAUUGAGAAGCAUCUGACUAACCCCAUUAUGUCAUUUUCUGUAGACAUAUUUAUUGUAAACUCAGAAUUGCCUGUGAUGCAUUUACAUGGCAAGUGCAUUUGUAAAUGUGAUCAAUAGACAUUGUUGAUUUUUAAAAAUAAAAUAUUUAAAACUUAAUAUAUUUGGUUAGUCAUACAUGAAAUAAAAUAGGAAGUAUGAUUGAAAAAAAUGCAUUGUUUCUAAAAGAGAAGAAGUGAGAUGGAGGGAUAGACCAAGUCUGUCUGCAACAUUGAACAAUAUUUGGGCAAGUUCACCUGCUGACAACAGGGCUUUUGUUAUAUGCACAAUAAAUAUGCAUGAGCGUUGACAUUACUAUUUACCUUGUGGUUUUUGCCUAUUAUCUGUAAAUUGCAAUUUGUGUACAUAUUUUUUUCAUUUUUGGUGUCCUAUCUUUUUAUGCUUUAUUAAAUGUUGCCUUUGAUAACAGCUCUAAAUCUCUGGAACUAUUACUCAUAUGAUCAAAUUAUUGUCAUCACUGAAUGAGUACUUAGUAUUUCAAAAUUCAGGAAAAUUACAUUAAAAAAAAAUAUGUUUGUGCGUGAUUAAUAUCUUGCUUAAGCUUAGGUUAAUUUCACCCAUAAAUUAGAAGUAAUAUAUAAAUACUGAAGUUACAAAAUCUUAGUUUAUUUUUUCAGUUGUGCUAAAAUUACAGAUCACCAUUUGAUUUUUAAUGAUUAUGAGAUUGUUGUGUUUUUUUAUAUCAGCUAAGCCAACCAAGUCAAUAGUCAAAUACAUACCUCUAUAAGCUUUAGGAAUAAAGGAAAAGAUCUAAUUAAUUGUGGCUGCCUAUUUUAAAAAAAUUACAUUGGCUAUGACUAAUAACUUGCAUCUUGACUUUUCUAAUUCCAGAUAUUUGUUUUUUGAGACUGAGGUAUUUAGUAAUAUAAGAACAAGGUGUCUUAUUGUUUACUCCGGUUGCAACAACCACUUAUCCUUCAGUACGUAUGUAGCCUACUGUGCUGUAUGUACAUAUGUACUACAGUAUGCUACUGCACUGGUAGAGUAGCCCUGCAUUGUGCUAUAUUAUUUUCCCUGAUCUUUAACUAUUAAUUAUUUAACAUCAUCUGAUGUGGUGCAGUAGAAAUGAUAUAAUACUGUGCAGUGCAGAUAUCCUCCAGGAAUGAAAACCAAACUCUAAAUCACUGUUCGAAUGCAUUUAACUAUGGGCCAUGCAGCAGGCACUGGCAAGUAGAUGUGUUGUGCAUUAGCAUUGUCCUUACAUGAGUGUCUGACCUUUUUCUCAUUGGCCCGGUUCCCCAGCAGACAUGCUGCAUGAAAAAAUUUUCCUACUUUAUUCUGACUGGAGCAGAGCUGCUCUGGAAAGAAUCUGGAUUUGUAAAGAGGAGUGGGUCUGUUUGGAUUACUGCAGCUGGGUGAACGAGCAGGCAGGACUUGUCUCCUCUCAGACACUUGGCAUGUUUAUGGCUUAUUUUCCUGCUCAGUCACAAGCAUUUCAUCCAAACAGAGGCCUCGUGCACCGAACACAAAAUAUCUAUUAUAGAACCUGUUCAGGUUUAUUUAAAACAACCAGUAACCGCCUGCAUGUCAAAGGGCAUGGGAAGUAGAAAGUGUUCUAGAUUAGAUUUUUUUUUUCCUUUAAUGGAGCACUAAUCGGUGAGAAAAACAAAAAAGACAUUAUUACGUUUGAUUUGUUGAAUCUGUUGGUGAGAUAAAUUAGUUAAUGUUCAGUGCAAGAAGUUGUUUAAAUUAAUCUGUGAGCU